Caenorhabditis angaria is the source of this 477-nucleotide messenger RNA. The record is from the annotation of a GenBank genome assembly. Lineage: Eukaryota; Metazoa; Nematoda; Chromadorea; Rhabditida; Rhabditidae.
AUGUCGAAAAACACUAAAAGUCUCCAACAACAACUCUUCCAAGCAUUGGUUGCCCAAACAUUUAUACCACUUAUUCUGAUGUACAUUCCAAUCACAAUACUUUUUCUAUUCCCAAUGAUUGGAUAUGAUAUUGGGCAACUUAGUUCAUUUGUGACAUCAACUAUCUCAAUUUAUCCGGCAAUUGAUCCUAUUCCAAACAUGUUGAUCAUAAAAAGUUAUCGUAACACAGUACUCUAUUUUUUCUGUUCAAUGUUCCGUUUUUCCCACAAGAUUUACCACUAGAGUUGAUAUCGUUGUUACCAAUUCUCUUACUUGAAAUAAAUUGUUGCAUUUUGUCAAUCGCAUAGCUUUUUUUAUUUGAGUUCUCAAAGUACAGCUUUAUAUGGGUUGACUUCAACUUCAACUCAAAAUAUUUCCACAUCACUUGAUAAUGUAAUUGAAUCACAACUUGGCCUUCAAUGUGGUACCUGUUACUAA